Camellia sinensis is the source of this 1127-nucleotide messenger RNA. NCBI's taxonomy places the organism in Eukaryota, Viridiplantae, Streptophyta, Magnoliopsida, Ericales, Theaceae. The record is from RefSeq and is a predicted model, not a curated record.
UCCAAAUGUCUCUCUCUCUCUCUCUCUUCAAACAUGACACCCAAGUGAAAAUCAAUGAAUGAUUAUAGUCCUUUUGGUUCCUUCAAUAGCAUCUAAACCUAGUUCCUUCCAUCCACCUUUCUUCAAGUAAAUUGCUCCAUCUCUCUCUCUCUCUCUCUCUCUCUCUCUCAAACAAAAGAUCAAACACUAACAUGGACUCAAACCCACUAAAAAUAGACUCUCCAAACCCAGACAUCACAACCAUGAUCACCAGCACCACAACUACCUUAUCCUCAGCAUCAUCAUCAUCUUCUUCCUCCUCCACCUCCCCAUCUCCUCUAAGCCGAUACGAAAACCAGAAACGCCGAGACUGGAACACCUUCGGCCAGUACCUCCGCAACCACCGCCCACCUCUCUCUCUCCCCCGCUGCAGCGGCGCCCACGUCCUCGAAUUCCUCCGCUACCUCGACCAAUUCGGCAAAACCAAAGUCCACACCCAUCUCUGCCCCUUCUUCGGCCACCCCAACCCUCCCGCACCUUGUCCCUGCCCUCUCCGCCAAGCCUGGGGCAGCCUCGACGCCCUCAUCGGCCGCCUCCGUGCCGCCUUCGAAGAAAACGGAGGCAAGCCCGAAGCGAACCCUUUUGGCGCUCGAGCGGUGAGGCUUUAUUUGAGAGAAGUUCGCGAUUCGCAGGCCAAAGCUAGGGGUGUUAGUUAUGAGAAGAAGAAGCGAAAGCGGCCGCCAUUGCCACCGGCAUUGCCACCUCCUCCUACUACAAGUUAAGCUAGGAUGAAGUGGGUAAGUAUUGAUGAUACAGUCAUAUAUCGAUCGAUAUGAGAUAAAAUCGACUUAUAUAUAGUCGGUGAAUAUCAGUAUUAGAAGUUCAAAAUUCUGAUAAAUGUAUUAGUAUUGAAAACCUGAAAUCGUCUAUGUUAGCCAGGCUUGCCAUGGAUGCUCACAAUUAAUAAGUGCAUGCAUAAUCUUCUACUCCAUGAGUACUUUAUAUGCAGCUAGGUUUUUCUCUUUUUUGUUUAGAAAAAUAAAUAAAUAAAACAUCAAACUCUUUUUUAAGAAUAAUCAGAUGUACACAAUCGUCCUCUACUCUCUCUACGUACUCUACAUACAAAUAAAUUGUUUGUGUAUUUUAAA